Miscanthus lutarioriparius is the source of this 921-nucleotide messenger RNA. The record is from the annotation of a GenBank genome assembly. NCBI's taxonomy places the organism in Eukaryota, Viridiplantae, Streptophyta, Magnoliopsida, Poales, Poaceae.
AUGGCCGUCGGCGACAGCGCCACCGCCACUCCGGCGGUGGCCAAGCUCUCCAUCUCCGGCGCGGCCCUGGCCGCGCUCCUACACCGCUGCGCGGUCGCCGCCGGCGACUGCGACGGCCUCCUCUUCGGCCGCGCCGCGCACCUGCCCGCGCCGCCGGCCGCCCUCUCCGACUACGACGACGCCGCAGCGGCGGCCCCUCCCACCCCCGCGCUCUCCAUCUCCGUCUCAGGCCACUGCUCCCUCUCCCAGCCCUCCUCCUCUCCGACUCCUCGGCCGCUUCCAUCCCCCUCCUCAUCCUCCCCAUCAUCGGCUUCUUCUCCUCCCGCCGCCGCACCGCGCUCCGCGCCCUCGAUGCGCGAGGCCGCGCUCGCCCACUCUCUCUCCGAAACCCUAUCCGCCGCCCAUCCGCUCCUCCUCAUCCUCGUCUCCCCCUCCGCCUCCCCCAACCACUCCACCCACUCCUACGACUACCGCGCCUUCCUCCUCCUCGCCGGCCGCCUCGUCCCGGCCUCGCUCGCCGUCGUCAACGUCGGGCCCGGAUUCCGGGACCAGUACCACGCCUUCACCGCCGAGUCGCCUAUGCCCUGGCUGCCGUCGGCUCCGGCGCCUGGGCACGCUCACACCAUCGGGGAGCAGAAGGCGGUGGAUGAAAUGGUGGACGGGUUUGGGGUCGCGAGGCUGCAGGGGGUCCUCGGCGCUGCGGCGGGGCAGGCGGCCGAGAUGGAUGAGAUGUACGCAGGGAUGCUCAGGAAGCUGGAGAAGCUCGCCAGGGAGGUGGAGAAGAGCAAUCUCCGUGUGCUCGAGCAGGUCUGGUUUUCCAAUCCUGUGAUUUCCGUCUGCACUAUUGAUGUUCAUCAUAGCUUUGGAUUCAACAUGCACAACUGUGCUGCUGUCUUAUCGAUUGGCUUAAUAAUUGGUUAA